This is a messenger RNA of Pipistrellus kuhlii (Kuhl's pipistrelle), 6691 nucleotides long. RefSeq names its product KIAA1549 ortholog. The record is from RefSeq and is a predicted model, not a curated record. The transcript is spliced from 20 exons. Bases 87 to 5861 code for a protein of 1924 amino acids. Lineage: Eukaryota; Metazoa; Chordata; Mammalia; Chiroptera; Vespertilionidae.
CGCCGCCGCCGCCUCCCGGGCCGGAGCGCCCAGCCGCGGGGCCGGGCCGGCGCCGGUCGGGACUGUGCCGGGGGCAAGGCGCGGCCAUGGACCGGCAGCCCCGCGCCGGGGUCGCGCUGGUCCCCGGGCCGAGCGGCCACGGGCCUUCCGCCCGCCGCCGCCGCCGCCGCCGCCCGGGGCUGCUGCUGCCCGGCCUCUGGCUGCUGCUGCUCGCCCGGCCCGCCUCGUGCGCCCCAGACGAGCGCUCCGUGGAGCAGCGCAGCCUGUCCUCGCCCUCCGCGGAGCCCAGCACCGCACACGUGGCCUUACCGCAGACCGCCCCGGCGCCCCGGCCCAGCAGCCCUCUCCGCCUCCUGUCCUCCCCACCCACUGCUGCUUUUGGUGCAGCCUUUUUUAGCCAAGGAACACUGACCCAGAGCUCAGCCGAUCACAGCAUCUUCGUGGCAAGUUCUGUGUCGGUGACGAGCAAUGAGGUGGUCGUCGAGGACGAUGAGAUGGAUAACUUUCUGCCAGAGACUCCGUGGGCCGCCUCCCGCGCGGUCUCUCCGAUGCAGGACGUCACGGCCGGCCGCCCGGGGCCUCCCCAGGGGACGGCAGGCUCCGUGCUGACGCCGCCCCUGCCCACGGUUCCUUCCCAAGAGGGAGGGGUGACGUCCGCCUGGCAAGUCACAGCGCAGCCACCCACCGCGCGUGCCGAGGCCCCCGGCCGUUGCAGUGUCUUUCCGUCCAUGUUUCUCACUUCCGAGGCCAUGAUUCCAACCCCGAGUAGGAAUUUGGUGCUUUAUCCUACUGACCCGUACGGACCCUCAUCAAGCAGGACUUCGCUGGAGGCCGUGGCUUCAGGAACGGAGGGUGCGGAAACCCUCCUUUUUAGCUCUGCGUCUUCGGUGCCUCAGCCCACAGGUGAUGGCCUCCUCACUCAGCCAUCCCCCGCCUCGGGGGCGGCCUCGGCGCCUCCGGAGGAGGUUCUGGCCCCGGGCACGGACAGGCACCCCGAUGGGACCACUGCUUGGAGUCAGAGCCUGGAAGAAACCAUCUCUCCAGGAACAUCUCCAGCGGCAGCCAUAUCCCCGACGGCCCUGGCUUUGAGCAGCCGCUCCGGCGUAGAUUCCGCUUUGUUUUCCAGUCCUCUUACGUUCGUGUCCUUUUCCACUGCGUCAGCUGAUGUGUCACCCGACCCCGCUCUUCCUGGCAAUUCCCGGGAGGCGUCCGGAUUGCCUGGCAGCUCACUGGUCCCAAGCCAUCGGGACGACACUCCUGUCUGGAGCCCGGCGUCUCCCUCCAGACCGUCCACGUGGUGCGGGGCCUGCUCUGCGGCAUCCCCCCGGCACGUUCCGUCCACGAGCCUCGCGGAGAGAGACGGGGGGUCGGGGGACAGCGCCGAGACCCUGACCGUGUGGGACGCGAGCAGCGUCUCUCCCGCAAGCAGCGUCUCUCCCCCGACCAGCACCACGGAGGACUCCUCUGAAUUUGAGGAAGAUCCUCAAGAAUAUAACGUGCUUUUCCCCUCGAGACCAGUCGUUCCCCUUUCCUCCCGGUUUGUGGAAAUCUCAGAAACAAGCCUGGGUCUCUCGGCCGAGGUGGACGUGAGGAGCAUGGGGAUCACACAGGCGUACCCUUCGCACGGCCCCUCCCGGCCGGCCUCACUCGAUCCCGCCUCCUCCGGCUCUGUCUCUGCCGUGGAAACGCAGGCCGUGCCGCCCGGCGUGACAGCUGUGCUUCCCUCGGCCGUCCCCGGCGCGCUCCUCCCCUCGUCUUUCUCCGUCACGGCCGAGGGAAACACGCCGUCGCUUGCUUCCAGAGACCCAGCUCCUUUCACGUCUUACGGUUUGGAGCCUUCCGUGGAGGCCCCACUGCUCCCUGCCCGAGGGCCCUCCAGCGUUCCCCAACACGCAGCCGGAAGCAUCUUGGGGUUUGCAUCCAGCUUUGUCUCCACACCACCGCUGGAAGCCAGCACCUCAGCCCCUGGGUCUUCAGAAGUCCUUGCGUCUCCAUCUCCGACGUCAAGUGACCUGUCCACCGUCCUCCCUCAGGCCUUUCCCACCUCGGUGGAGGCACUUACGUUGUCCGACUCUUUCCGUCCCCAGUCACCUCCGCUCCCUGUUCCUGAUGCCACAGACCUUGACUUCUCUCCGCUCUGGCCGAGCUCAGACCUUCUUUCAAGUGCAUCCACUUUGCUACCUGGUUCCUCUGAGAUGUCACUUCUCUCAAGCUUCUCUUCCACGUCCCUCACGCCCUCUGAGGCAGCUGCCGUCUCAGCGGCCGAUUCUGAAGCCCCUUUUACCUCAGUUUUCACAGAAACUACCUCUUCUUUUGAGUUUGCACUCGUGCCCCACGAGUCUGCGGUCCCCACACGGGUGCCCUCCAGCUCCGAGCCCGGCCUUGGCAGUUCGACGGCUGGCGCGCCCUCAGCGUCACCUCUGACUGCUUUUCAGACGACGCCCCCGUUAACGGAAUCCUCUCUCUUUUCAACUCCAGCACCUCCCGAAGGGGAGAUCAGUGCUGUGGGUGCUCACACGUCUGUCUCACCCUCUCUCUCCAAGGCCAUUCCUACCACCACAGCAUUGGUCAUCGCCGUGUCCCCGUCCUCAGCUGUUUCUGAAGUGGUCUCCUUGCCUGCACCCACGGAGCCUGUAUUUGUGGGCCCAUCGUCCACAUCCACAGAUUUGCCCGGGAACACGACCACUGAACCGAGCACGUCUCCCUCCAGCACUGCCCUCGACGAUGCUGUCGACGGCACCCGGAACAGCAUCCCCGAGAGUCAGAAUCCCCAUGGGGGCAGCACAGUCCCGCCCUCGCCAUCCCUUCAUCCUGUGUCCGCCUCCACUCCCGAGGCCGUGGUUACCACGCCCGCAGUGGUCACCACCAGGCCGCCGUACGUGUGCGAUAUCACUGUUCCUGACGCCUAUCUGAUCACCACUGUGCUGGCCAGGAGAGCCGUGCAGGAGUACAUCAUCACGUCCAUCAAGGAGGUGCUGAGAAUCCACUUCAACCGCGCCGUGGAGCUCAAGGUUUAUGAACUGUUCGCUGACUUCACUUUUCUGGUAACAUCUGGUCCUUUCGUUUACACGGCAAUAUCAGUCAUAAAUGUGCUUAUAAAUAGUAAACUUGUACGUGACCAAACUCCUUUAAUCCUGGCUGUGAAACCUUCCUUCCUCGUGCCGGAGUCCAGGUUCCAAGUUCAAACGGUCCUUCAGUUUGUGCCUCCGAGUGUGGAUACUGGCUUCUGCAGUUUCACCCAGCGCAUCGAGAAGGGCCUGAUGAUCGCGCUCUCCGAAGUGAAGAGACACCAGAGCACGUAUAACCUCACGGUGCAGAUCCUGAAUAUCACCGUGGGCUCGCCCAGGCUGGCGCCUCGCCGGGGCCCCGUGAACAUCGUCUUCGCUGUGAAAGGCGCGCGGGGCUUCUGGAAUGGGACGCAAGUGAGCGAGCUGCUCAGGAACUUGAGCGUGGUGGAGUUCAGCUUCUACCUGGGGUACCCGGUGCUCCAGAUCGCCGAGCCCUUCCAGUACCCGCAGCUCAACCUGUCUCAGUUGUUGAAGUCCUCCUGGGUAAGAACAGUGCUCCUGGGCGUCGUGGAGAAGCAGCUGCAGAACGAAGUGUUUCCAGCCGAGAUGGAGCGCAAGCUGGCCCAGCUGCUGAGCGAGGCGUCUGCCCGGAGGCGGGUGUGGCGCAGGGCCACCGUGGCGGCCGGGAACAGCGUGGUGCAGGUGGUGAACGUGUCGCGGCUGGAGGGAGAUGACGAUCCUGUGCAGCUCAUCUACUUUGUGGAGGACCGAGACGGGGAGAGACUCAGCGCCGUCAAGUCUUCGGACCUGAUCAACAAGAUAGACAUCCAGAGGGCGGCCAUCAUCUUGGGUUACCGGAUUCAAGGCGCCGUGGCCCAACCCGUGGACAGGGUGAAGCGGCCGGCGCCGGAGUCCCAGAGCAACAACCUGUGGGUCAUUGUGGGCGUGGUCAUCCCUGUGCUGGUGGUCAUGGUGAUCGUCGUCAUCCUCUACUGGAAACUCUGCCGCACGGACAAGCUGGACUUCCAGCCCGACGCCGUGGCCAGCAUCCAGCAGCGCCAGAAGUUGCAGAUCCCCAGCGUGAAGGGCUUUGAUUUCGCCAAGCAGCACCUGGGGCAGCACAACAAGGACGACAUCCUGAUUAUUCACGAGCCCGCCCCGCUGCCGGGGCCCGUGAAGGACCACACCACGCCCUCCGAAAACGGAGACGUCCCCAGCCCCAAGGCCAAGGUCCCCGCCAAGAACGGGCGCCGGCGAGGAAGAGUCUCGCCCUCAGAUGCUGACUCUACCGUAAGCGAAGAGUCCAGUGAGAGGGAAGCAGGAGAUAAGACGCCGGGCACGGUGAAUGACGGGCCCCCGCCAGCCAGUUCAGGGAACGAGCAGCACUCCUCGGCCUCCAUCUUCGAGCACGUGGACCGGAUCUCGCGCUCCUCGGAGGCCAGCCGGCGGGUGCCCAGUAAGAUCCAGCUGAUCGCCAUGCAGCCCAUCCCCGCGCCUCCCGUCCACCACCCAGUCCUGGCCGACCGAGUGGCAGAAACCAACAAAAUCAACAAAGAGAUUCAGACGGCGCUGCGGCACAAGUCGGAGAUCGAGCACCAUCGGAACAAGAUCCGGCUCCGUGCCAAGCGCCGCGGCCACUACGAGUUCCCGGUGGUGGAUGACCUGUCGUCGGGGGACACGCGCGAGCGGCACCGGGUGUACCGCCGGGCGCAGAUGCAGAUCGACAAGAUCCUGGACCCCACGGCCAGCGUGCCCUCCGUGUUCAUCGAGCCCAGGAAGAGCUCGCGGAUAAAGCGUUCUCCGAAGGCCCGCCGGAAGCACCAGGUCAACGGCUGCCCCGGAGAUGCCGAGAAGGACCGGCUCAUCACCACCGACAGCGACGGCACCUACAAGAGGCCGCCCGGCGUCCACAACUCCGCCUACAUGGGCUGCCCGUCCGACCCCGACCUCCCGGCGGACGUGCCGACGCCGUCCUCUGCUGAGCUGGGCCGGUACCCGGGCCUACCCUUCCCGGCCCCGCAGUACGUCCCGCCCCAGCCGUCCAUCGAGGAGGCGCGCCAGACCAUGCACUCGCUCCUGGACGACGCCUUUGCCCUCGUGGCCCCCAGCAGCCAGCCCGCCAACGCUGCCGUGGGCCCUGGGGUCCCGGCCGGCCUCCCCGUGAACAGCACCCCUUCCCGGGAAGAGAGGCGCACCGCCCAGUGGGGCUCCUUCUACAGCCCAGCUCAGAUGGCCAACAACCCAUGCAGCAGAUAUGACGACUAUGGAAUGACUCCCCCGUCGGGCCCGUUGCCGAGGUCCGGUUUUGGCCCUGGCUUGCUGCAGUCUUCGGAGCUGGUGCCUCCCGAGCCCCAGCAGCCACAGGCAUCGGCCGAAGCCCCGUUUGUUGCACGAGGGAUCUACUCUGAGGACACGCCGUCGGUGGCCCGGCCCCGGCCCGUCGGGGGCACCGCAGGCUCCCAGAUCCAGCACCUGACCCAGGUGGGGCUUGCGAGCAGGAUCGGGGCUCCGCCGGUGGAGGUCCCGCCAAGCAGAGGCGGCCAGUGCGGGGGCCCGGGCUGGCCUUCGUACGGGGAGGACGAGGCGGGCCGGAGAGAGGCCACGCACGUGCUCGGCCAUCAGGAGUACUCUUCGCCGCUGUUCCAGGUGCCAAGGACUUCAGGCCGGGAGCCCUCCGCUCCGCCCGGGAGCGCCCCGCCCCGGGCGCUGCAGGGCGCCGGGCUGGCCUACGCCGCCAGCUCCACGGAGGACCUCCAGCCCGGCCACUCCUCCACCUCGCUCAUCAAGGCCAUCCGUGAGGAGCUGCUGCGGCUCUCCCAGAAACAGACCGCCGUGCACAGCUUCCACAGCUGAUGGGCCUCGCCUUGCGUUUUGCCAAGUAUCCGCUUCCCGUGGAAGCAAGACUCGAAGGAGAGCAGACUCGAAGGAGAGCGGCCGUGCCAGGAAGAGGGCCGGCGCCUCCGGGGCUGGGGGCCGAGGGAGGGAGCGAGCUGCAAUCCGAGAAGAUGCCAGAUGCCACAGGACACGCGACAGCUCGCGAGGCUGUUACCGAGGUGGCGGUGUGGUGACCAUUUGGGUUCCGUCGGGGGUUUCUGGACGUUUGGCCACAAGCCGGCAGCACUUCACGAAAGACAAACCACACACCUGAGCUAACGGAGUUUCUUAGUUAGUCCCCCUUCCUCAAGGCAAACGGUGAAAACGUAUAGAACGUAUAGGGCCGGGAGGAGUCCAGCGUUUCUGAGCGAAGACGUGUUGGAGGCUGGUUUAUUGGGCGGGCCUGCCACUUUGUUUUCUGAGAAAAGAGAUUGGAAGACGUUUUUAUUAACAGCUUAUUUUUCCUCUUUGUCUCCGUAGGAACUUUCGUGUUACUAGUACUAUUAACAACAAGGAGGCUAAGACUGAAAAAGCUACUCGUGAGAAACCAGUGGUAGAUGUUAGAGCCUGAUGAUUCCACACGAAGCCAUGACCUGCACUUCCCCUCCUACUUCUGGUGCUACCGCUCCAAGCGCCCUCCCCCUUCCUGUCUGUGAAAUGCAGCUCUGGCUUUUCCGAUGGGAGAAUGUGUUGAAGGCUUCAGUUUGUUCUAGAAAGGGGGGAAAAUACACCCCGCCACUCCCAAAAGAGGGGGAAAGCUAAAUAUUUAUUUGGUUAUUAUUCAAAAUACAUAUCAGAGUUUAGAUUUA